CCUCUCUCCCUCUCUCCCUCCCUCCCUACCGUUGCUGCUCCAGGUCCCUCGCCGGUCCCUCUCUCCCAUAUUAGUUUCCAAAAGGCAUCUUUAAUGCUGACAGAGAGCGCACUGUGAGGCAGCAAGAAAGCGUGGCAAGCGGAUCGCUAUCUCUGUGACAGCUUUUCUGCUUGGCAGGCUGCGUGUGAGCUGGGGAGCUGGACUGGACUGUGAUGUUUCGUGGAGGAGGUGGGAGAGGAGGUGGAGGAGCAGGAGGGAGAAGUGAGGGGCAAGCUGGACAUAUGGAGGACGGCACCCAGCAUCUGGGACACUGCAUGGUUGACAUGAAGGAGCUGAGCGCCAACCCUGAAGGGCUGAGUGCUGCCGGUGUUAUUCUAACACCAAAGCUGCCUCAGGUGGAGUUCAGCCUCGCCUGUAAUGAUCUGGUGGCCUCAGGCAGAGACAGGAAGCCCAAUGCUUUGGUCCAGGUGGCUGUCAUAGAUCCCCACAAGCAGCACCUUGUGUCUCACGCCUGCACAGAGAUAGUCGAGGCGAAUAAAGACCCGCUGUUUCUGACGGGGAUGGCCUUCCCCUCAGAGUAUCCUGCUAGCCCCGAGACCCUAGUCAAGCUAACUGUGUACGAUGCAAAGGACAAGCACCAGGAAUCUAGCAGCUUCCUGGGUAGUGCUACAUUUUCAGUAGGGGAUCUGCUGAGAGCUAAAGAUGAACGACUGACCUUGAGUCUCAGGUCAUCUGAUGGUGUGUGUGCUGCUGGAACAGUGGUGGUGAGCCGUCUGAAGAUGGGGGAGAUGGAGGAGGUUGAUGUAGACCACAUCACCACCGACAUACCAUCACAGAAGUGUCCGUUGGUUUGUGAGUCUGCGCACCAUUCCUGCGUGGACAGAGAAAAUAACCCACUGACGGGGCCAGUGUUCAGGAAUCCAGUAUGCAAGGUGUACAGAUUUCAAACAGUGGACAGCAAGUGGAUGCUUGUGCGGGAACAAAUGGAGGAGUGUACUUUGUCGUUUAGCAUCCCCAAACAGCUACUGUCGCUUUACAUUCAGGAGGACAUGAGCAGGGUGCAGGAUCUGAGGGAGCUGGGGGACCUUUCUCCUCACUGGGACAACUUAAGGAAGGAGGUGAUGACACGAUAUGCAGGAAUCAUCAGCUCCUACCAGGAGACUUUGGCUGAACUGGACAAGAUUACCGGUCGUUCGUUCAAGCCCAGCUGCUGCAAAGCCCAGAAGUCUCUGGAGUUUAUUCCAAUAAACCUGCACACCCAGAGGAUGAGGGUGACGUGCCCCAAAAAAACAGAUGCUUUCUACGACAUCGUCACUGUCGGUGCCCCUGCAGCCCACUUUCAGGGCUUCAAGUGUGGUGGUCUGCAGCGACUUCUCAGCAGAUACGAAGCAGAGAAAAAGAGCUUCAGCACUGCCUACCAGUGUAUCUACUACUCCCCAGAGCACACAGCCAAAGCCCACGAGGUCCUCAGCACGAUGAGCCUCCUCCAGCCCCUCAUCACGAGCUUAGCGGACCAGCUCCUCCAGGCUGCCCAUGAGCACUCUUCUCCUGGACUGAGGGAUGCACUCAAGAACCUCUCUGACAAGACAGAACAAUUUGUUCACACACUUAAGGAUGAAUUGGUCAAGAGUGCGCUGCUAGCGCUGCAUGCAGCCCAGCCAGGGUUCGUUUCUAAGAACCAGAAGCAAACCCCAGUGCAGGGGAAACGCCAAGGCCAGGGCGGUGACCAGAAUCAGAGUCCGGUCCAGGGACUCCCAGGCCACAGUCCAGCCACGUCCGUCACCGAGAGCACAGCGGUGUGCAACAAUGUGGAGGGAUCACAAAGCAUGACUGGGGGAGAAGGUGGGCUUCUGCAGCCGAAGCACCAAGACUCCAUACCGCACCAUAAAGAGUAUGACGAGGAGGAGUGGGACAGGGUUUGGGCUAACGUGGCCAAAUGUCUCAACUGUGUAAUCGCCAUGGUGGAUAAACUGCAGGAGGAAGACGGCAGCAAGCAGGAGUCGGUCCCUGAGCAGCAGCUGGCUGACGUCAUCACCUCACACAAUCCAGGUGACUGGAGGGAGCAGUUGUGUCCUCUGGUGACCAGGUUAAAGGAGUGUGUGAUGGAGGUGGCGGAGAAGGCGAAGAGAGCCAUGACCUUUGUGCUCCUGCAGGAGGCAGCCUGCAGCAUUCCACAGGGUUUCCUCCUCCAGCAGAGAAGAGACGUGGUCUUCAGUCAGGCACUGGCCGCCUUAGCCUGUGGUUUCGUCAUGAGGCUUUACGCAGGAAUGCAAGACAAAGGCUUCCUGAGGCAGCUCCACCUAGUUGGCCUGGUGGCCCAGUUUGAGAGCCUGCUCAGCACCUACAGUGAGGAGAUCGGGAUGCUGGAGGACAUGGAAGUUGGAAUCUCAGACCUGCAGAGAGUCGCGUUCAAGAUUACAGAGGCCAAGACGGAUGAACUCGGUGACCUCCAGCCUUUAGUGUGUGGCCGACGAGACCACUUCACUAUAGAAGUGCCAUUACCACAGCUGGUUUUCCAGACCUUGCCAGAGGAGAUCAAGGAGGGCAAGCCUCUACGAGUGUUCCCGGUGCUGUUUAACGUGGGCAUCAAUGAGCAACAAACUAUAGCAGAGAGGUUUGGAGACAUCUCCCUGCAAGAAAGAAUAAACCAGAAGAACUUUGAGACGUUAGAAGCCUAUUACAAAUCGUUAAGUGAAAAGGUGCCACUAGAAUGUCUACCGUGUUUUCAGACACAGACUGACAUAAAGGAAUUACUUGAAACCCUGGGGCAGAAUGUAGUCACGAAGAAGAGAAAGAAUGUGGAGAUACUAUGGAUUGCUGGAACCAUCUGCCGAAGAUUAAAUGGCAUCAGGUUUACCAGCUGUAAAAGUGCCAAAGACCGAACAUCCAUGUCUGUCACAUUAGAGCAGUGUGCCCUCCUGCGUGAUGAACACCAGCUCAGCAAGGACUUCUUCGUUCGUGCUCUGGACUGUAUGCGGAGAGAAGGAUGUCGGAUUGAGAACGUGCAAAAGAACAUUAAAUGCAGGAAAUACGCCUUCAACAUGCUGCAGCUGAUGGCCUUUCCUAAGUUCUACCGGCCGCCGGAGGGGACGUACGGCAAAGUGGACUCUUAAAGAAGCACACCACGUACUGUAGAACAACUGGUGUCAUCCAAGCAUUCAAGAUGAACGCCUAGAAAUAACAGGGAAUAUGUGGAUGUGUUUUUUCCCAUCUGUUAAUCCCUGUUUUUUUGUUUUUUCUCUGGUAUGUGAUGAGGGUACAUAAAUCAGUGUAGAGAAAAGGGAUUCUUUAGAUACCAAGCUGCCAAACAUGUGUUUCCUGUUACAAUAAAUGCACUUUCUCAUUCAUUUUUCAUGGCCCAAGCAGCAAUAAGCAGUCUAACUGUGUGGGAAAAUCAAAGCUGUACAUAAUCUGUGUGUGUGUGUGUGUGUGUGUGUGUGUGUGUGUGUGUGUGUGUGUGUGUGUGUGUGUGUGUGUGUGUGUGUGUGUGUGUUCUUGUACUUGCUACAUGGUGAGUACCAUUUUCUGCAUUUAACUAUCAAAGUGAGGACAUUUUUACAAAGUGAGGACAUUUUGGCCGGUCCUCACUUUGAAACAGCCAUGUUUGAGGGUGAAGACUUGUUUUUAGAGAACAGGUAUGAAUUGAGGUUUGGUUAGGGUUAGGAUUAAGUUUAGGCAAUCAGUUGUGAUGGUUAAGGUUAGGGUAAGGCUCUAGGAAAUGCAUUACGCCUAUGGAUGUCCUCACUAAGAUAGAAGUACAAACAUGUGUGUGUGUGUGUGUGUGUGUGUGUGUGUGUGUGUGUGUGUGUGUGUGUGUGUGUGUGUGUGUGUGUGUGUGUGUGUGUGUGUUCUUGUACUUGCUACAUGGUGAGUACCAUUUUCUGCAUUUAACUAUCAAAGUGAGGACAUUUUUACAAAGUGAGGACAUUUUGGCCGGUCCUCACUUUGAAACAGCCAUGUUUGAGGGUGAAGACUUGUUUUUAGAGAACAGGUAUGAAUUGAGGUUUGGUUAGGGUUAGGAUUAAGUUUAGGCAAUCAGUUGUGAUGGUUAAGGUUAGGGUAAGGCUCUAGGAAAUGCAUUACGCCUAUGGAUGUCCUCACUAAGAUAGAAGUACAAACAUGUGUGUGUGUGUGUGUGUGUGUGUGUGUGUGUGUGUGUGUGUGUGUGUGUGUGUGUGUGUGUGUGUGUAUGAUGCUAUUGAUCCUUUAAGGAACUCAACCAGUUGAACCUGUGUUGGUAUGCAUGAACAUUUCCCAUCAUAGCUUUUACAGUGGUGUGUGUGUGUGCGUGUGUGUGUCAGCCGUCAGGUUUGUUUUUGGUUUUGUGAUGAUGAUGCCCGUGCACAUUUGGCCCGUUUCUGUAACAGCCACAUACCCCAGUGAAUUUCUGUGGUAUAAAUACUGCUCUCACCAUGAACUGGAACAUUUCCACGGGUUGAGAUUUAAGAGAUGAAAUUGCAACAUUCAAAACUAAAAUCAGGACCUUGUAUGCAAGAGACUGAGCACUUCUGAAGCAGCUAUGCUUUAUUUUAUGCUGUCACAUAUCUAGGUCAUUUCCCUGUAUUGUCUUCAGUGACACUCCUCAGGGAGUUGUAAUAUAAAUACUGGUAUACCACAGCAGCAGGGUGUUCUGUUUAGUUUUAUAUCCCAUAAUACAGCUCGGUGAGAGCACAUGCAGCACCGGUGGAGGCUGAACAUUGGACCAUCAUUUCUUAAUGCUAUAAAGCAAAUUCCAUUGUUUAUUUUUGUAUUGUAAAAUGAUUUCGUGCUGUAAUGGUUGAUGUCUUGGAUUUCAUUGCUUGUUUAAAAUGAUACAUUGUGUUACUCAUUUGACAUUUACAAAUGUCUAUUUAAAAUUAAAGUUUGAUGUUGAUAUUGA
Molecule: messenger RNA, 4879 nt
Organism: Acanthochromis polyacanthus (spiny chromis)
Lineage: Eukaryota; Metazoa; Chordata; Actinopteri; Pomacentridae
Gene: inpp4b
Product: inositol polyphosphate-4-phosphatase type II B
Exons: 22
Coding region: 213-3113 (966 amino acids)
Cellular component (GO): cytoplasm
Molecular function (GO): phosphatidylinositol-3,4-bisphosphate 4-phosphatase activity
Source: RefSeq, a predicted model, not a curated record